This is a messenger RNA of Symbiodinium pilosum, 1374 nucleotides long. The record is from the annotation of a GenBank genome assembly. NCBI's taxonomy places the organism in Eukaryota, Dinophyceae, Suessiales, Symbiodiniaceae.
AUGUGGGGCAACUCAUCGGGCUACAACGCCAAGGGCAAAGGCAAAGGCCGCACGACUGCAUGGGAGUCGUCGUGGCCCACCGCCGCGGAUGGAAGCCAGUACAAAGGCUGGGGAGGCAAAGGAUGGACGGAGGGUGCCAGCAAGGGGUGGAGCAAAAGCAAAGAUUCCGCGAACUUCGGGCCCGGCUACGAGGCCCAAGAGUGGACGCAAACAAGCUGGACUCAACCGGAUCAGGAACAGAAGGGGAAGGGCAAGACAAAGGAGUACGUCACCAGAUUGGCAGGCCGCUACGCCUUUCCCAAAGCAAUCCUCCGCGCCUAUGCCGACGAGAACGGGAACGCCAUCUACACGGGACCGACCAGAACGAUCAAGAACACCUUCGACAAGGACCAGCUCAGACAGGGAUUGACUUCCAUGAACUCGGAAAUGGUGCGACGCCCCGCAGUUGGACUCAGCACGAUUUCAAGCUCCAUGCGCAUGCUCAAGACAUGUCUGGAAAGCGUGCCGAGCGAUGCGUCGUCAGAAGGCUCCGCCACGGAAAAGCUGACCAAGCUGGCAGACAUGCUCAACGAUGCCAAAGGUCACAACUUCAUGGAGGCAUGCGAGCUCCUCACCAAGGAACGCACCGGCAACGUGCAAGCCGACAAGCUCGCGCAAGCGGUUAACACCUGGUUGCGGUGGUUUCGAGAGAACAAGUCGUACCUCACCGGAACGUUGCCUGACAUCGUCAUCUUCGCCAGUGCCCUCUACCUCGGCAGCAUGCAGGCGUUGGAGGCGGUGACCAUGGCAAACGCUCUCACGAACUGGGCAAACAAGGUCCCGGCCACAUCGGCCAACCAAGCGUCCCUCGCAGAGUGGCAAAGAACGCCCAAGGACGUGGAAAAGCUGAAGACCUUCCUGGUGGCAGCAAUGGAACAGAGGCGCGCAGACAGCGCGGCUUGGCACAGACAAAGCGGCCUCGGUGGCGACAGCGACGACGAGGACCCAGAUGCAUGGGGAAUUCCGGGCGCGUCCAAGACGGAUUCCUCCAAGAAGCGGGCCAGAUCCUCAUCGUCUUCCAGCUCCAGCGAUUCCUCGGAAAAGAAGCGCAAGCGCGCGAAGAAAGCAAAGAAGGAAAAGAAGAAGUCCAAGAAGGAACGCAAGGACAAGAAGGCCGAGAAGGCAAGCAGAUCCCCUCGCAAGGAGAAAAAGGACAAGCCGACGGAGGAAAAGCCAAAGGAGGAAAAGCCGACGAAGAUGGAGGACAUCAAACCCGAUGAGAAUGUCAAGAAACCCAAAACCGAGGCAAGCAAGAACAACGACGAGUCCAGCACCAGCUCCGCGCCGGAAGGCUCCGAUGGCGACCACAAAGGAGAGCACCGCGUGGACAAGUGA